This is a messenger RNA of Pogona vitticeps (central bearded dragon), 575 nucleotides long. It is a transcript of the gene RPS20, whose product is annotated as ribosomal protein S20. Gene Ontology annotation, biological process: translation. Lineage: Eukaryota; Metazoa; Chordata; Lepidosauria; Squamata; Agamidae. Gene Ontology annotation, cellular component: ribosome; small ribosomal subunit. Gene Ontology annotation, molecular function: structural constituent of ribosome; RNA binding. The record is from RefSeq and is a predicted model, not a curated record.
CUCCGGCCUCGCCGCCCUGCCCUUCCUCUCGCUCUCUCUUCGUCGCGCAGGGCGUCUCGGGCCUACCUCGUCGUUUCCUGACUCACCGCUGUUCCGGGGGGCCUUUGCGCGCUCGCUUCGGCCAGGAAUAAGUCGGUCAGGAAAGCUUUCCCGGCGGCGGCGGCGGCGGCCAUGGCAUUUAAAGAUACUGGGAAAGCACCUGUAGAACAGGAAGUUGCCAUUCAUCGAAUCCGAAUUACCUUGACAAGCCGUAAUGUGAAGUCUCUAGAAAAGGUCUGUGCAGAUCUGAUCAGAGGCGCUAAGGAAAAAAAUCUGAAAGUGAAAGGACCUGUCCGCAUGCCUACCAAGACUUUGCGCAUCACUACAAGGAAAACACCCUGUGGAGAAGGUUCCAAAACAUGGGAUCGUUUCCAGAUGCGUAUUCACAAGCGUCUCAUCGAUUUACAUAGUCCUUCGGAGAUUGUCAAGCAAAUUACUUCUAUCAGCAUUGAACCUGGUGUAGAAGUUGAAGUUACUAUCGCUGAUGCUUAAAUGAGUGUCAUGUACAUCAAUAAAAGUUGAAAACUUUCUACCUA